Messenger RNA from Malaya genurostris, 1950 nucleotides. RefSeq names its product LHFPL tetraspan subfamily member 3 protein (gene Tmhs). Bases 515 to 1363 code for a protein of 282 amino acids. Gene Ontology annotation, cellular component: plasma membrane. Gene Ontology annotation, biological process: sensory perception of sound. The transcript has 7 exons. Lineage: Eukaryota; Metazoa; Arthropoda; Insecta; Diptera; Culicidae. The record is from RefSeq and is a predicted model, not a curated record.
AGUUUGCUACAAGAAACUGAAAGAGGGGGAAAAUUAGCACAAACGAGCAAAGAAUGGGAAAUAAACAGAUUUUCGUGUGAAUUUUACAGUCCAAUAAUACAUAGUGGCACAGUUCGUUUCGGUCGUGCCGAGUGAUGAAUUUCCUGCUGAUGUGGUGUUCGGUGACGAGCUAAAGUGACGACGAACAGAGUUAAAAAAUCGAGUAUCUGAAAAGGGAUUCUGUGUGCGUCCGAUUCAGCGGCUGGUUGUGAGAAAGUUCAUCUGUUGGCCCUGUAAAGCAGCGAUCUCGCGAGGAAACUUGAAUGCAACCGAUCACGGCAAGAGAUGAACCUUAUUUUUUUGUUAUUCACCAGAUAGUGUUGAGGGUAUGAGAGACUUGGGAAAUAAUUAAAACAAAUACAGUGUGCAAAGUAAACGAAGGUAUACUGAAAAGUGUCAGACAUUUGGCACUGGGUGCAGUGUGUUACAACAUAAAAACAUCGUCGGAAAAUUGGUCGGUCCCAUUCGUCCGACCAUGGGAACGAAGAUCGAGUACGUCGACUCGAGUCACAUGUACGCGACCAACUACAUCAGGAACUCGAAGGCGAUCGCGGUGCUUUGGGCGAUCUUCAGCAUUUGCUAUGCCAUCAUCAGUGUUGUCGCGUUCGUCACGCCUGAAUGGGUCGGUGACUCGGAUUCGGACGCCGGUGGACGGCUUGGCCUGUGGCAGGUCUGCCAGAAGGACGACCUGCGUGACAGUUGCAGCGGGAAAUUGGAAGAUCUUCUCGCGAUGCAGUCUAUCGCUUUCCAGGUGGCCACGGUAUUCUGCGGUUUGGCGGUUGCCACAUCGGUGCUCGCAAUCUGCCUGCUUCUGCUGAUGGUGUUUAUGAAAUCAACCACAGUCUUCCACAUCUGCGGUUGGAUGCAAAUGCUUUCCGCUCUUUGCAUGGUGAUUGCGUGCGUAUCUUUUCCGUUUGGUUGGAAUUCGGAUGAGUUUAGAAAAAUCUGCGGACCAGAAUCGAACCGAUUCGAAGUUGGUCUCUGCGGGUUGCGAUGGGCAUAUCCGUUGGCAAUAAUCGCCUGCAUUGAUGGGUUCAUCCUAGCCACCUUGUCGUUUAUCCUAGCAACCCGACAUGUACGACUGCAACCAGAACCGCAGUACCAGAGCAGCAUGUACAAAGGUGAAAUCAACAACGCCUACGUUACGGAUGCUGUUAGUGUUGCCGGCUCACGUAAGUCGUUGAACCUGCAGCCGGUACUACUGGUUGCACCACCUCAUCAUCACAUGAUGACCGGCAACGACACACUGUCCAGUCGGGCGGCUAGCCGUUACGGGGUCCCGCGGUCGGACUAUCACAGCUCGCUGCAUCAGUUCCAGCUGUAAAGUGUAUCAAUUUCUAUUUAAAUUGGUUAGGUUGACUUCGCGUUUUGUCACACCGGCCUAGUUUUGAUGUAUAGAGGAUAAAACUAGACUGCGUUCGCUGGCAUACCGUUGCGAGGUAUUUAGUCGUGUUCGUUGAAGAAAUUUCGCAUAGGUAUAUCAUUCCUACUGAUAUUUAAUCUGUAUUUAAUUGUACUUCAGCUCAAGUUCAACCAGAAAGUCCAGCAGUAACACGCAAAGCCACCCCUGGAACGAAACUAAAAAAAAACAACUUAUCGUUAGCGAAGGCAACAAUUCCUAUCAAAGACACGAACCAACUCGAUUGUUUUCAAGUCGGCCUAACCGCUUGCUACGACGACCGUGUUGGCAGUUAGUAACAAAUUAAUGCAUUUUAAUUUAUUUUCUUUGUUUUGAAAAUAAAAUUUUAUAUUUUAUUGUAAGUAGGAUAGUCAUCAAUGCACGUAUAUUCUACCGGACACUUUUCACUUCGAUCGAAAGAACUGCAAAACAUUUUAUACUUUAAUGUGUUAUUUUGAAUUUUAUUGUAGCGUAGGUAUUCAAGCAAGAAAUAUACGAAGUAGGAAGCGUUA